AUGUACGGGAAGCGCAUCGCCCCCGUUGACUACGCUGCUUACGUACAGGAGUCGCCAACUGCCGCACAACGGUAUCGCGUGCGCAACCGCACGGAGCCGUACAUCAUCUGGCGCUCUACCGAAGAGUCGCCACUGUUCUCCUCCUUCACGCGCGGCGGCUAUGACCCGCUUGCGGGGCUGCGUUGGCUGCGCGGCAGGAACGACUUUGACCGGCAGCUCGCAUCCACGCGACACCACCGCUUUGUGCUGAUGAACCACAAGCUGGAGGAUACGGCGCGCCACUACCUGCUGUGGCGCACAACGCCGGACGCAAGGAGUCGGCCGUCAGUGGUGGAGAGCAUCGCCGCCUUCACGUCGAGUGCAGCCAGUGAUGCGUCGAAGCGGUGCUGCAGCAACCUCGAGGGCCGCGCGGGGUCUGCGCCGCCUUUGCGCGCCGGACGUAUUCUGUCCGGUGCUGCCACAACAGCUCCUCCUGCUCCUGCUCCUGCUGCUGCUGCUGCUGAUGACGAUGAUGUGGUGACGCGGCCGCAAUCCGCGGUGACGUUCUUGGAUAGCAGGGGCUCCAGAAGUGGCAACAACACUGUGCUGUGUGGCACACGCGGCGCCCCUCCGACGCCGCCGGUUUUGUGCGUGCAUAAUGAUUGCCUUGUUGUUCGCAACUCAGUGAAGGCUCCUGCAACCUCGGUGUUGGUGAAUACUGCCGGUCGAACGGCGGGGGGCGACCAUAGCGGCAGCAGAAACAUUUUCAUGCCACAUCCGCCCCCGCAAAAGUCGGGCGAACGCAAGCGUCUUAGUCGGUAUUACGACGAGCGAAUGAUGCGGCUCCUCCGCGGGGGAGCCGUCGUUGUCUGA
Trypanosoma grayi is the source of this 852-nucleotide messenger RNA. RefSeq lists its product as hypothetical. Lineage: Eukaryota; Euglenozoa; Kinetoplastea; Trypanosomatida; Trypanosomatidae. The coding region runs from base 1 to 852 and encodes 283 amino acids. The transcript has a single exon. The record is from RefSeq and is a predicted model, not a curated record.